AUGUCUUUACCGAGAAGCAAGUGCUCUGUCUGGAUGUGUUUAAUGCUUCUGAUACUGGAUUAUUGCUGGGAUGCCGCGUUUGGGCAGCUGUCUUAUUCCGUCUCAGAGGAGGUCAAUUCGGGGACAUUUGUUGGAAAUAUCGCUAAGGAUCUGCAGUUAAACGUACAGGAUUUGGAGUCCCGUAUGUUUAGGAUUGUUGCUGGAUCAAAGAAAAAAUAUUUCGAGGUAAAUACGAAGACGGGUAUCCUCUAUGUCAGUGAGAGAAUCGACAGAGAGGAGCUCUGCGCGAAAGCUGCAAAAUGUACUGUAAAUGUAGAGGCUGUGAUAAAUAACCCUCUAAAGCUGUACCGUAUAGAAGUUAAUAUUCUUGAUGUCAACGAUAAUUUUCCGUAUUUCAUUGCAAAGUCACAGAGUAUAGACAUUGCUGAAAGCACGUUACCUGGGAUAAGAUUUCCCCUACUGCAAGCCUACGAUGCAGAUGUAGGAAGGAAUGGCAUAAACACAUACAAGCUCAGCACUAAUGAACAUUUCUCAUUGGCAACAACCAAAGCGGGAGAGAGUAUUUCUACUGAGUUAGUGUUACAGAAAGCUUUAGACCGAGAAAAGGAGCCUCUGAUCACGCUUACUUUAACAGCGUUAGACGAUGGAAGUCCACCAAAGUCAGGAACGUCAGAUAUUAUAAUUCAUGUUUUAGACAUUAAUGACAACACCCCAGUGUUUGCAAAGUCACUAUACAAAACUCGUGUAUUUGAAAAUGUGCCUAUAGGCACCAGUCUACUGACUUUAAAUGCGACAGAUGCAGACGAGGGAGCAAACAAAGAAAUCAUAUAUACGCUUAGCACAAAGGAGCAGGACCACAUACUGCAGAUUUUCCAAAUCGACCCAAACACAGGUACACUGACGGUUGAAGGAAAGGUGGAUUUUGAAGAACACCCAGCCUUUGAGAUUCGAGCACAGGCCAGUGACAGAGGCCAGCCUCCGAUGUCUGCUCACUGUAAGGUGCUGGUAGAGGUGGUGGACCUCAAUGACAACGCUCCUGAGAUCACUGUGACGUCACUACUGGACACAGUGAAAGAGGACGCCACAGUAGGUACGGCUAUCGCACUUGUUUCUGUGUUGGACAAAGACGGAGGCAAGAAUGGGGAAGUCGAUUGCGCAAUAGACGGCAAGACUCCCUUUAAAUUGGAAACAAAUUAUAAAAACUAUUACACGUUAGUAGUUGAAGGGCCCCUAGACCGAGAGCGCAUCUCUCACUAUAAUGUCAGCAUAAUAGCAACUGAUGGAGGCAGCCCCUCCCUCUCCAGCACCAGUAUUGUUACCAUUCACGUUUCCGAUGUUAAUGAUAACGCACCUCGUUUCUCAUCGCCAGACAUUAACAUUUAUGUGAAGGAAAACAGCCCAGUGGGAGAAGUUCUCAAAACAGUAUCAGCAUUUGAUGCUGACAUGAAUGAAAAUAGCCAAGUGAGUUACAGUUUUUUAGAAAGUAACACUAACUCAGUCCCGCUGUCUACAAUGAUUAACAUCAACUCAGAGACUGGAGAUAUAGUCAGUCUGCAGUCUUUUAACUAUGAGGAGCUGAAAACGUUUCAGUUUAAAGUUCAGGCCACAGACUCUGGUCUUCCUCCGCUCAGCAGCAACGUGACUGUCAACGUUUUCAUCCUGGAUGAGAAUGACAACAGUCCCGCCAUUCUCGCGCCUUAUUCUGAGCACGGCUCCGUUAACAGUGAGACCAUCCCCUAUUCUGCUGAAGCGGGAUACUUUGUGGCAAAGAUCAGGGCUGUAGACGCAGACUCUGGAUACAAUGCGCUGCUUUCUUAUCACCUCUCUGAGCACAAAGGAAACAACCUCUUCCGCAUCGGAACCAGCACCGGGGAGAUCAGGACUAAGAGGAGAAUGAGUGACAAUGACCUGAAAACUCACCCCUUGGUGGUCUCGGUCUCUGAUAACGGAGAACCCUCCCUGUCAGCUACUGUGUCUAUUGAAGUGGUGGUGGUCGAGAGCACAGCUGACAUCCAGACUCAGUUCAGACAUGUGCCCAUAAAGGAGGAGAGCUUCUCUGAUUUAAACCUCUAUCUGCUGAUCGCCAUCGUGUCGGUGUCAGUCAUCUUCCUGCUCAGCCUCAUCACUUUAAUAGCUGUCAAAUGCCACAGGACAGACAGCACCUUCAGCAGGUACAGCGCCCCAAUGAUCACCACCCACCCUGACGGGAGCUGGUCUUACUCUAAAGCUACUCAGCAGUAUGACGUCUGUUUCAGCUCAGACACGCUCAAGAGUGACAUGGUGGUUUUCCCCGCCCCGUUUCCGCCUGUAGAUGCGGAGCUGAUCAGUAUAAACGGAGGAGACACGUUUACAAGAACUCAGACUUUACCCAACAAAGAAAAGUUUCCCUCGAUGUCUGGAAUUAUGCAUUUACCGGGCAGGACGGGCUCUGUGUGGAUAUAUCUCUUGGUCGUGCUGCUGGAUUGUUACUGGGAAGCGGUGUCUGGGCAGCUCUCUUACUCCGUCUCAGAGGAGGUCAAUCUGGGGACUGUUGUCGGAAAUAUCGCUAAAGAUCUCAACAUCAAUGUCCAGGAUUUGGAGUCUCGUAUGUUUCAGAUCGUUUCUGGAUCAAAGAGAAAAUAUUUCGAGGUAAAUCUAAAGACUGGUGUCCUCUACGUUAAUGAGAGAAUAGAUCGAGAGGAACUCUGCGGCGAUGAACCAAAAUGUUCGCUCAGUGUAGAAGCUGUUAUUAAUAAUCCACUGAAACUGUACCGGAUUGAAAUUAUAAUCUUAGAUGUGAAUGAUAAUUCUCCAUCAUUUCUCAGCACUUCACAAGUCAUUAACAUAACCGAGAGCACAGCAGCAGGGGCUAAGUUUCCCCUGCAUGCAGCUCAUGAUGCAGACGUAGGUAAAAAUACUGUCAAUUCGUACAAGCUUAGUCCAAACGAACAUUUCUCCCUGGCCACACAUAGAGGGGAGACUGUAACACCUGAAUUAGUGCUUCAGAAAGUUUUAGACAGAGAAAAACAGUCUGUGAUUCGACUCACACUGACCGCUAUUGAUGGAGGAACUCCUGCUAAGUCAGGCACUAUGAUCAUUACAGUCAAUGUGUUGGACAUUAAUGAUAAUCCUCCUAUAUUCAGUCAAACGUUAUAUAAAGCCAGUGUUUAUGAAAAUGCAAAGAUAGGCACAUCAAUAAUAACGUUAAAUGCGACGGAUUUAGAUGCCGGCCCAAAUGGACAAGUGUUAUAUUCAUUCAGUGAGGUAGGCCGAGGAAAACAAACUGAUCUGUUCGAUAUAGAUGGAAAAAGUGGCACAGUAACAAAUAAAAAGAACAUCGACUUUGAAGAGAAUAAUGCUUUUGAGAUUCGAGUACAAGCCAGUGACGGGGCUUUGUCACCGAUGACCUCACACGCCAAAUUAUUGAUUGAAGUUUUAGACGUCAAUGACAAUGCGCCUGAAAUUUCAGUCACCUCACUGUUAAACACCGUGAGAGAGGACGCGUCCAUUGGCACAGCGAUUGCUCUUGUUUCAGUAUUUGAUAAGGACGGAGGUAAAAAUGGGAUGGUGAACUGUAAGAUUGCGAAUAACGUUCCUUUCAAAUUGGACUCAAAUUAUAAGAAUUACUAUUCGCUGGUGGUGGACGGUCCUCUUGACAGAGAGACCGCGUCUCAAUACAAUAUCAGCAUCACUGCUACUGACGAGGGGAGCCCACCUCUCUCCAGCACGAGCGUUAUUACUGUGCACGUGUCAGAUGUAAAUGAUAACAAACCGAUGUUCACAGAAACUAUAAUCAAUAUCUAUGUGAAAGAAAACAGUCCCGUAGGGGCAGUUAUCAAAACAGUGUCAGCUACCGAUGCUGACAUUGAUCAAAAUGGUCAGGUGAGAUAUUCAUUUUUACAAAGUAACAGUGAUUCAUUACCACUAUCUGCAAUGGUGAACAUCAACUCAGAGACUGGAGAUAUAGUCAGUCUGCAGUCUUUUAACUAUGAGGAGCUAAAAACGUUUCAGUUUAAAGUUCAGGCCACAGACUCUGGUCUUCCUCCGCUCAGCAGCAACGUGACUGUCAACGUUUUCAUCCUGGAUGAGAAUGACAACAGUCCCGCCAUUCUCGCUCCCUAUUCUGAGCACGGCUCCGUUAACAGUGAGACCAUCCCCUAUUCUGCUGAAGCGGGAUACUUUGUGGCAAAGAUCAGGGCUGUAGACGCAGACUCUGGAUACAAUGCGCUGCUCUCUUAUCACCUCUCUGAGCACAAAGGAAACAACCUCUUCCGCAUCGGAACCAGCACCGGGGAGAUCAGGACUAAGAGGAGAAUGAGUGACAAUGACCUGAAAACUCACCCCUUGGUGGUCUCGGUCUCUGAUAACGGAGAACCCUCCCUGUCAGCUACUGUGUCUAUUGAAGUGGUGGUGGUCGAGAGCACAGCUGACAUCCAGACUCAGUUCAGACAUGUGCCCAUAAAGGAGGAGAGCUUCUCUGAUUUAAACCUCUAUCUGCUGAUCGCUAUCGUGUCGGUGUCAGUCAUCUUCCUGCUCAGCCUCAUCACUUUAAUAGCUGUCAAAUGCCACAGGACAGACAGCACCUUCAGCAGGUACAGCGCCCCAAUGAUCACCACCCACCCUGACGGGAGCUGGUCUUACUCUAAAGCUACUCAGCAGUAUGACGUCUGUUUCAGCUCAGACACGCUCAAGAGUGACAUGGUGGUUUUCCCCGCCCCGUUUCCGCCUGUAGAUGCGGAGCUGAUCAGUAUAAACGGGGGAGACACGUUUACCAGAACUCAAACUUUACCUAAUAAAGAAAAGCUUCAUUUCGUGGUUGCAGUAACAUAUUGUUCUUAUUUGCCUCGAUGCUCCUUCUCGAUGUCUGGAAUUAUGCAUUUACCGGGCAGAACGGGCUCUGUGUGGAUAUAUCUCUUGGUCGUGCUGCUGGAUUGUUACUGGGAAGCGGUGUCUGGGCAGCUCUCUUACUCCGUCUCAGAGGAGGUCAGUCUGGGGACUGUUGUCGGAAAUAUCGCUAAAGACCUCAACAUCAAUGUCCAGGAUUUGGAGUCCCGUAUGUUUCAGAUCGUUUCCGGAUCAAAGAGAAAAUAUUUCGAGGUAAAUCUAAAGACUGGUGUCCUCUACGUUAAUGAGAGAAUAGAUCGAGAGGAACUCUGCGGCGAUGAACCAAAAUGUUCGCUCAGUGUAGAAGCUGUUAUUAAUAACCCACUGAAACUGUACCGGAUUGAAAUUAUAAUCUUAGAUGUGAAUGAUAAUUCGCCAUCAUUUCUCAGCAACUCACAGGUCAUUAACAUAACCGAGAGCACAGCAGCAGGGGCUAAGUUUCCCUUACAACGAGCUCAUGACGCAGACGUAGGUAAAAAUACUGUAAAUUCCUACAAGCUUAGUCCAAACGAACAUUUCUCUCUGGCCACACAUAGAGGGGAGACUGUAACACCCGAAUUGGUGCUUCAGAAAGUUUUAGACAGAGAAAAACAGUUUGUGAUUUGUCUCACACUGACCGCUAUUGAUGGAGGAACUCCUGCUAAAUCAGGCACUAUGAUCAUUACAGUCAAUGUGUUGGACAUUAAUGAUAAUGCUCCUGUAUUCAGUCAAACGCUAUAUAAAGCCAGUGUUUAUGAAAAUGUAAAGAUAGGCACAUCAAUAAUAACACUAAACGCUACGGAUUUAGAUGCCGGGGUAAAUGGAGAAAUAUUGUACUCCUUUAGUAAAAUAGAUCAUGUGACCAAAAUUGAUCUGUUUGCUAUUGAUGAAAAAACUGGAACAGUAACAAAUAAAAAGAACGUCGACUUUGAAGAGAAUAAUGCUUUUGAGAUUAGAGUACAAGCCAGUGACGGAGCUUCCUCACCGAUGACCUCACACGCCAAAUUAUUGAUUGAAGUUUUAGACGUCAAUGACAAUGCGCCUGAAAUUUCAGUCACCUCACUGUUAAACACCGUGAGAGAGGACGCGUCCAUUGGCACAGCGAUUGCUCUUGUUUCAGUAUUUGAUAAAGACGGAGGUAAAAAUGGGAUGGUGAACUGUAAGAUUUCGAAUAACGUCCCUUUCAAAUUGGACUCAAAUUAUAAGAAUUACUAUUCGCUGGUGGUGGACGGUCCUCUUGACAGAGAGACCGCGUCUCAAUACAAUAUCAGCAUCACUGCUACUGACGAGGGGAGCCCACCUCUCUCCAGCACGAGCGUUAUUACUGUGCAAGUGUCAGAUGUAAAUGAUAACAAACCGAUGUUCACAGAAACUAUAAUCAAUAUCUAUGUGAAAGAAAACAGUCCAGUAGGGGCAGUUAUCAAAACAGUGACUGCAACUGAUGCUGACAUUGAUCAAAAUGGUCAGGUGAGAUAUUCAUUUUUACAAAGUAACAGUGAUUCAUUACCACUAUCUGCAAUGGUGAACAUCAACUCAGAGACUGGAGAUAUAGUCAGUCUGCAGUCUUUUAACUAUGAGGAGCUAAAAACGUUUCAGUUUAAAGUUCAGGCCACAGACUCUGGUCUUCCUCCGCUCAGCAGCAACGUGACUGUCAACGUUUUCAUCCUGGAUGAGAAUGACAACAGUCCCACCAUUCUCGCUCCCUAUUCUGAGCACGGCUCCGUUAACAGUGAGACCAUCCCCUAUUCUGCUGAAGCGGGAUACUUUGUGGCAAAGAUCAGGGCUGUAGACGCAGACUCUGGAUACAAUGCGCUGCUCUCUUAUCACCUCUCUGAGCACAAAGGAAACAACCUCUUCCGCAUUGGAACCAGCACCGGGGAGAUCAGGACUAAGAGGAGAAUGAGUGACAAUGACCUGAAAACUCACCCCUUGGUGGUCUCGGUCUCUGAUAACGGAGAACCCUCCCUGUCAGCUACUGUGUCUAUUGAAGUGGUGGUGGUCGAGAGCACAGCUGACAUCCAGACUCAGUUCAGACAUGUGCCCAUAAAGGAGGAGAGCUUCUCUGAUUUAAACCUCUAUCUGCUGAUCGCCAUCGUGUCGGUGUCAGUCAUCUUCCUGCUCAGUCUCAUCACUUUAAUAGCUGUCAAAUGCCACAGGACAGACAGCACCUUCAGCAGGUACAGCGCCCCAAUGAUCACCACCCACCCUGACGGGAGCUGGUCUUACUCUAAAGCUACUCAGCAGUAUGACGUCUGUUUCAGCUCAGACACGCUCAAGAGUGACGUGGUGGUUUUCCCCGCCCCGUUUCCACCUGUAGAUGCGGAGCUGAUCAGUAUAAACGGAGGAGACACGUUUACCAGAACUCAGACUUUACCUAAUAAAGAAAAGGUAAGGACAGACGAAAGGUGCAUCGAUAUACGGAUCUAUGCUUUGUUAUCGUCGUAUGGAAUUAUGCAGCUGCCGGGAAGAAAGACCUGUAUUGGGAUAUAUCUAGUGCUUGCUAUUUUGGAGUAUAACGGGGGAGCGGUAUCAGGACAGCUUUCCUAUUCCGUCUCGGAGGAGGUAAACCUGGGGACUUCUGUUGGAAACCUCGCCAAGGAUCUUAAUCUUAAUGUACACGAGUUGGAGUCACGUAUGUUUCAGAUCGUUACCGGAUCAAAGCGAAAGUAUUUCGAUAUAAAUUUGAAGUCAGGGUUUCUCUAUGUCUGUGAAAGAAUAGAUAGAGAAGAGCUCUGUGCGAAAGCUGCGAAAUGUACAAUAAACGUAGAGGCUGUGAUUAACAAUCCACUCAAACUUUACCGUAUUGAGGUUAAUAUUCUCGACGUGAAUGAUAACCCCCCCUCUUUCAGUGCCAAAUCUCAAACUAUCGACAUAGCAGAGAGCGUAUUACCGGGAGCUACAUUCCCUGUGCUGUCGGCUUACGAUGCUGAUGUAGGGAAAAACGGCAUUAACACAUACAAGCUGAAUCCCAGUGAAUAUUUUUCUUUAGCGGUGCACAAAGGAGAGAGUGUGUCAGCCGAGUUAGUUCUUCAGAAAUCAUUAGACCGAGAAAAACAGGCUUUAAUUAAACUCACACUCACCGCUGUAGAUGGAGGAACGCCUCCAAAAUCAGGCACAUCAGAGAUAUUCAUUAAUGUUCUUGAUAUCAACGAUAAUAUUCCGGCCUUUACAAAAACACUGUAUAAAACAAGUAUUACAGAAAAUGCACCACUUGGCACCACAGUAGUGACAGUGUCUGCAACUGACGCCGAUGAGGGAACAAACAAAGACAUUGUGUAUUUACUCAAUUCGAAAGAUCAGGACCACGUCUUGGACAUUUUUGAAAUUGAUCCGGAAACAGGAAUCAUAACAGUUAAAGGGAAAAUCGACUUUGAAACAAACCCUGCCUUUGAAAUCCGCGUGCAGGCUGCGGACAAAGGCCAGCCUCCAUUAACAGCCCAGUGUAAAGUACUGGUGGAGGUGGUAGACCUGAAUGACAAUGCCCCUGACAUCACAGUGACGUCACUGCUCGGCACUGUGAGGGAGGACGCUGAAGUCGGUACCGCCAUUGCACUCGUGUCAGUUCUUGACAGAGAUGGGGGCAAAAAUGGUGAAGUGAAAUGUGAGAUACUGAAUUCGGUUCCCUUUAAAUUAGAGACAAAUUAUAAAAAUUAUUAUUCUUUGGUUAUCGGAGGAGCUCUAGACAGGGAGCUCAUUUCCCAAUACAACAUCACUAUUAAAGCUACGGAUGAAGGUCGGCCCCCUCUCUCCAGUACCAGUGUAGUCAUUGUUCAGGUUUCUGAUGUCAAUGACAACAUACCUCGGUUUUCAGAGACUGUGAUUAAUAUGUAUGUGAAAGAAAACAGCCCAGUUGGCACGGUUCUGCAAGCAGUUUCUGCAACUGAUGCUGACAUUAGUGAAAAUGGUCGAGUUCGCUACUCAUUAGUUAGUGACAAUAACAUCGUGCCGCUGUCUACUGUAAUAAACAUCAACUCAGAGACUGGAGAUCUAGUCAGUCUGCAGGCUUUUAACUACGAGGAGUUAAAAACGUUUCAGUUUAAAGUUCAGGCCACAGACUCUGGUCUUCCUCCGCUCAGCAGCAACGUGACUGUCAACGUGUUUAUCCUGGAUGAGAAUGACAACAGUCCCACCAUUCUCGCGCCCUAUUCUGAGCACGGCUCCGUUAACAGUGAGACCAUCCCCUAUUCUGCUGAAGCGGGAUACUUUGUGGCAAAGAUCAGGGCUGUAGACGCAGAUUCUGGAUACAAUGCGCUGCUGUCUUAUCACCUCUCUGAGCACAAAGGAAACAACCUCUUCCGCAUCGGAACCAGCACCGGGGAGAUCAGGACUAAGAGGAGAAUGAGUGACAAUGACCUGAAAACUCAUCCCUUGGUGGUCUCGGUCUCUGAUAACGGAGAACCCUCCCUGUCAGCUACUGUGUCUAUUGAAGUGGUGGUGGUUGAGAGCACAGCUGACAUCCAGACUCAGUUCAGACAUGUGCCCAUAAAGGAGGAGAGCUUCUCUGGUUUAAACCUCUAUCUGCUGAUCGCCAUCGUGUCGGUGUCAGUCAUCUUCCUGCUCAGCCUCAUCACUUUAAUAGCUGUCAAAUGCCACAGGACAGACAGCACCUUCAGCAGGUACAGCGCCCCAAUGAUCACCACCCACCCUGACGGGAGCUGGUCUUACUCUAAAGCUACUCAGCAGUACGACGUCUGUUUCAGCUCAGACACGCUCAAGAGUGACAUGGUGGUUUUCCCCGCCCCGUUUCCGCCUGUAGAUGCGGAGCUGAUCAGUAUAAACGGAGGAGACACGUUUACCAGAACUCAGACUUUACCUAAUAAGGAAAAGGUAAGUUGCUCUCUCCUCUGGCUGUCCUCUCAUUUAGUACAUUAG
Molecule: messenger RNA, 9714 nt
Organism: Toxotes jaculatrix (banded archerfish)
Lineage: Eukaryota; Metazoa; Chordata; Actinopteri; Toxotidae
Exons: 5
Coding region: 1-9714 (3237 amino acids)
Biological process (GO): homophilic cell-cell adhesion
Cellular component (GO): plasma membrane
Molecular function (GO): calcium ion binding
Source: RefSeq, a predicted model, not a curated record